Messenger RNA from Acanthaster planci (crown-of-thorns starfish), 3360 nucleotides. RefSeq names its product heat shock 70 kDa protein IV-like. NCBI's taxonomy places the organism in Eukaryota, Metazoa, Echinodermata, Asteroidea, Valvatida, Acanthasteridae. The record is from RefSeq and is a predicted model, not a curated record. Gene Ontology annotation, molecular function: ATP-dependent protein folding chaperone; ATP binding.
GGUGGCGGUGGAAGUUAAAUUUGGAACCCGGUGCUGAAAAGAGAAAUUUCUAGAAAACACGAAAAUUUCAUAAAAGCUUGUGAAAUGGAAAGGCACAGCAUAAUCGAUUGUUGUUCGACAGACUUCAGUAGAGCAGAAACAGUCUACCUGGGAAAUUCUACUGCUACAAGCAGUGACUUCAGGUCUAGGAUUAGGAAGAAAACAUCUUGGUCGAAUUCACUCUGCUCCGUACUCACGCUCAUCGUCAUCCCCUGGUCAUAGCGCACCAUCAUGGCACCGUCACAAAAGGCACCUGCUAUCGGUAUUGACUUGGGCACGACAUACUCCUGUGUAGCGGUCUUCCAGAACGGCAAAGUUGAGAUCAUUGCCAACGAGCAAGGCAAUCGCACUACACCGAGCUAUGUGGCAUUCACGGACACGGAGAGACUCAUUGGUGAUGCAGCCAAAAACCAGUCUGCCAUGAACCCAAAGAACACAAUCUUUGAUGCCAAGCGUCUCAUUGGUCGUCGAUUUGAUGAUGCAUCUGUUCAGGCAGAUAUGAAGCACUGGCCAUUCAAAGUGGUCAACAAGCAAGGGAUGCCCAUCCUGCAAGCUGAAUACAUGAAUGAGACCAAGACUUUCCCACCAGAGGAAAUCAGCUCCAUGGUCCUAACAAAAAUGAAGGAGACAGCUGAGGCUUAUCUUGGACAGAAAGUCAAGGAUGCUGUCAUCACUGUGCCGGCAUACUUCAAUGACUCCCAGAGACAGGCUACCAAGGAUGCUGGGAUGAUUGCUGGGCUCAAUGUCCUCAGGAUCAUCAACGAACCUACAGCAGCUGCCUUGGCCUACGGACUGGACAAGAAACUGAGUGGGGAGAAGCAUGUCCUCAUCUUUGAUCUUGGGGGCGGCACUUUUGACGUGUCUGUCCUGGCUAUUGAGGAUGGCAUGUUUGAGGUUCUGUCCACAGCGGGUGAUACUCACCUGGGUGGGGAAGACUUUGACAACCGCCUGGUGAACCACCUUGUAGAGGAAUUCAAACGGAAGUACAAGAAGGACUUGACAACAAAUCCAAGAUCCUUGCGCCGAUUGAGGACAGCGGCUGAGCGAGCUAAGAGGACCCUGUCCAGCAGCACGCAGGCAAGCAUUGAGGUGGACUCUCUCUUUGAGGGUAUCGACUUCUACACAUGUGUCUCACGAGCCCGUUUUGAAGAGCUGUGUGCUGAUCUGUUCCGUCAGUGCCUGAACCCUGUGGAGAGGGCUUUGGUGGAUGCAAAACUUGACAAGCACCUCAUCAACGAGGUUGUGUUGGUUGGAGGCUCCACCCGAAUCCCCAAAAUCCAGAAGCUGUUGCAGGAUUUCCUCAAUGGGAAGGAACUGAACCGCUCCAUUAAUCCAGAUGAAGCAGUAGCCUAUGGAGCCGCUGUUCAGGCAGCCAUCUUGAGUGGCGACCAGAGUUCAGAGGUAAAGGAUGUUCUUCUUGUGGAUGUUGCUCCUUUGUCACUUGGCAUUGAGACAGCUGGUGGCAUCAUGACUAAAUUGAUCGAGCGAAACACCCGCAUCCCCACCAAAACAUCCAAGACUUUCACCACCUAUUCCGAUAAUCAGCCUGCUGUUACCGUGCAGGUUUUUGAGGGAGAGAGAGCCAUGACAAAAGACAACCACUGUCUUGGUGUAUUUGAACUUUCGGGCAUCCCUCUUGCUCCUCGUGGUGUACCCAAGAUCGAGGUCACCUUGGAUAUUGAUGCUAAUGGUAUACUCAACGUCUCAGCUAAAGAUGAGAGCACUGGUAAAAGCAACCAGAUCACCAUCAGCAACAACAAAGGCCGUUUGUCAAAGGAAGACAUUGAUAGGAUGGUGUCAGAUGCUGAGAAGUACAAAGCAGAGGAUGAGGCACAGAGGGAGCGUGUUACUGCCAGAAACAACUUGGAAAACUAUAUCUUUAGUGUGAAGUCCACUCUUAGCGAGGAGGCUGUACAGACCAAGAUAGCAGUUGAGGACAAGGAGAAAGCAGAGAAUUUGUUACAGGAGAUUCUAGCCUGGCUGGACAAUAACAACUUGGCUGACAAGGAGGAGUAUCAAUACAAGCUGGAAGAACUUCAGAGGGUGUGUUCCCCAGUGAUGGCCAAAUUGUACAGUGCUGGCAAAGGGAACCAGGAGGAUGUGAGUGGAGGCCACCAACAAGGGCCCACUGUUGAAGAGGUAGAUUAGAUAUCACACUGAUACAUGUAUUUACAUUUUCUAAGCUGUCUUUCACUUUCUCGGGUGCCAAAGAUGCAAUGUACAUAGUUGCAAAGUAUUACAUGUAUUUCAGUCUUUGUGGCAAAGCUUUGUUUAAUAUUUCAAAGAGGAGAAUGUUUUACCUUAGCAAAUCAAUGCAUGUGUAAUGUACACAUUUUGGAAAUGUUUCUUUUAGUAUAAUACAUGUACAUGCAUUACUACAAUUCCAUUAAUUCUAUAACUCAUCCACUUCCCAAAUUCUGAAAUAUUGCUUUACCCAAGGAGUUUAGGUUUAUAAAGGAAGUAUUUUUGUGAAAACAUGUUUAAUAGUACCAGUAACAUAAAUUGUGUGAUAGCAUACUACAUGUAUAUUGUAAAUUUUAAACAAGUAUUGAAGUAAUUGUUCUUACAAAAUGUUACUUUUAACAAAUAUUAUAUUACUGGUAAUAUUAUUGAAGGUUUAUAUUGUAAAUUUCCAGAAUACUCUUGGUAAAUGAAUUAAGUAAUGUACUACUUCAUCUGAAUACUUUCAUACUUUAGUUUGGUUUAAUGAGUUUUAGCACAAAGUAUACUGCUGAUUUUAAUUCCCAUUACAGUAUGUAAUACACAUUCAUUCAGUACAGGGUCUAGAUACACUCUUUAAUGUUAAUUAGCAGAUUUUGCAACAGUGUUGUACAUGUAUGUUGUUAAAAACAAGCUACAGUAGAGGGAAUGAGGUGAAAUAAUAGCAGUUGUAAAGAUGAUCCAAAAAUUGACUGGAGCAGCAUUUUGACAACAUGAAAAUAACAGCUGAAGAUACGUAUGUAAUCCAAGAACACCUUAUCAAACUUUUGAUGCAUGAACUUUAAAUGCUAGAUCUGUAGAUAGAAGUUUAUUUUCACUUUAAUGAAUACAUGUAAAUUGGCUUUUGAAUAAUAAAUAGCAUUGAACUGUAUUUUGAAGAUGCAUACUUGAAAGUUAAAUGAAUAUUUAUUAAGAACUAAUAACUAAUAUUAAUGUCAACCAAUUUGAACCUGGCCCUAUUCUCUCAAGUAUAAUAUUCAAAGUGGACAUGUUUUUAAACAAGCUCACUUUAUAUGUAUAAUGGUAAUAUCAGGCUCAUGCCUAUUCAGCCUUGGAGAAUAAAGUACACAAAGUUUUUCCCCCUUUUGGGGAGGGAGCAUA